This is a messenger RNA of Physella acuta, 484 nucleotides long. RefSeq names its product pro-neuropeptide Y. Gene Ontology annotation, molecular function: hormone activity. The record is from RefSeq and is a predicted model, not a curated record. Gene Ontology annotation, cellular component: extracellular region. Lineage: Eukaryota; Metazoa; Mollusca; Gastropoda; Physidae.
CUGGGUCUGGUGUUCAUGCGGCAAGUGAUACCAACAAAUAUGCACAAAUUACUGAUAGUCUCAGUGCUGAUUGUCGCCCUUGCCGUCCUGGACGUGACGUGUACGGAGUCCAUGCUGACGCCCCCUGAGAGACCAGAGGAGUUCAAGAACCCCGCAGAACUCAGGCGGUACCUGAAGGCACUCAAUGAAUACUACGCCAUCGUUGGACGGCCAAGGUUCGGUAAAAGAAAUGGCGGCUCCAGGUUAAACGAUAUUAUUCGACCCAACGGUGACGACUGGGACUACAACAGUGCUUCAUGGGGAGACUUUUAAAUAGGCCAGGAGACUUUUAACUAGGUCACCAACAGCGUCACCUGUCUGCCUAAAGUCUGUUUUGUAGUUCUUAUUUUUAAGAGGAAAAAAAAAUUGUUCAAAAAUUUCAAACUUCUCUUUUUUUUUUCGAUCUGAUUAAAUGUUUAAAACAAUAAAAAUAAUCUCUAUUUAA